CAUGGUACGUAAAUGAACAUGCGACAGAGGAUGCGUGAUUCGAACAGCCAAUCAACGCUUUCCCGUACUUUUCUAACUUUUACCGCAUACGUUCCAUACUCAUAUAACCGUAAAGUUUGAAUACAUGAGAAAAAGUAGUCAAAACUUCAACUAAAAAAGUUAGUUUUGAUAAUAAGAGUUAUGAUAUAAACCUGGAAUUCAUGGACGAUGAAAGUUUAAUGCGUUGUGAUCGUUACAAGUGCAAAUAUUGCAAUUAUUUUCUUCCAAAGGAAAAUUUCAUUGUAACAAAUCACUCAUGCUUUGCUGAUAUUGAUAUGACAAAAGAGAAUAUUUUUGUAGAUGAUGCAAGUGUUAUAUUUAGAGCUUCAACAGAAAACUAUGUGGAAAAUGAUUCAACAGGAAAAAAAUGUGUUAAGAAUAAACAAGACAAACUGUGGAGUGCAUAUGAUGAAGUACUGAUAGAAACUGUACGAGCCAGGCCAUGUUUAUGGAAUGUCACAAUCCCUGUUAAGGAAAGAGGUCCUUUAUCUGUCAAAGAAGCGUGGUUGGAAAUAAAUUUUGAAUUGGAAGAAAAAUUUGAUGUGGAAAAUAUAAAAAAGCGCUGGAGAAACCUCCGUGAUUGUUAUAUAAAAGCAAAGAAGAAGACUGCAUACACACCAAGUGGUUCAGCAGCACCAAUUUCAGACAAGAAAAGAGAUGGUUUUCGCUUUAUUGAUCAAAUGCAAUUUUUAAAUGAUUCUAUAAUUUCAAGGCCUUCUGUUAGUAAUGUUUCAAAAGAAUCAGAACUAGUAAGUGAUAAUGUCAACACCGAUUGCUCUUCUACGAUGCAAGAACCGGUAGAAAAUGAGAACAGUAUUGCACAAAGCCAAAUGUUUAAAGAAGAUAAUAUAAGGGAAAAUGGUUCCCAAGUAGGAACAAAUGUGUCUCAUAGAAGUAAUGUCUCUUCACAUAAUGAGAAACGACGAAAAACUCAAUCGAGCGAUGCAGAGUUUAAAAGAGAUUUAAUGAAAAUUUUAAGUGAAACCACCGCAUGUCCUGAUGAUACUGAAGGAUUUCUGAUUCACCUAGGGGAUAUUUUAAGAAAAUUACCCUACAAGGAUUCUAGAUUAUUACAAACGAAAAUAAUGAAAUAUGCAAUAGAAGCCGGAGAAAACGCAGGACUUUUUAAUAAUUAAUUUUUUGAA
This is a messenger RNA of Harpegnathos saltator (Jerdon's jumping ant), 1184 nucleotides long. RefSeq lists its product as uncharacterized. Gene Ontology annotation, biological process: regulation of transcription by RNA polymerase II. The record is from RefSeq and is a predicted model, not a curated record. Gene Ontology annotation, cellular component: transcription regulator complex; nucleus. NCBI's taxonomy places the organism in Eukaryota, Metazoa, Arthropoda, Insecta, Hymenoptera, Formicidae. The transcript has 6 exons. The coding region runs from base 201 to 1175 and encodes 324 amino acids.